This is a messenger RNA of Megalops cyprinoides (Indo-Pacific tarpon), 1113 nucleotides long. RefSeq names its product urate (5-hydroxyiso-) hydrolase a (gene uraha). The record is from RefSeq and is a predicted model, not a curated record. NCBI's taxonomy places the organism in Eukaryota, Metazoa, Chordata, Actinopteri, Elopiformes, Megalopidae. Bases 74 to 496 code for a protein of 140 amino acids. The transcript is spliced from 4 exons. Gene Ontology annotation, biological process: purine nucleobase metabolic process. Gene Ontology annotation, molecular function: hydroxyisourate hydrolase activity.
UGUUUUUGUGUGUGGAAACACUUGUGGCCAAUCCGUCGUCUGACAUUCUCUAGGUAGUAAGAAAUCUUCCCACAUGCAUACAACCCGACUUCGGCGCAUCAAGGAUCAUCUUUUGGCCGAAAAUCAGUGUUCAGAUAUGGCCACACCUCAGGCGAGUCCUCUCACCACUCAUGUGCUGAACACAGCAGAAGGUGUUCCAGGAGCCCGAAUGGCCCUCAGCCUGCACCGCCUGGAUUCACACCUGGCUGUCUGGAACCUGCUCACCACAGGGACCACGGAUGAUGAUGGUCGCUGUCCAGGACUUAUCGCCAGAGAAGCUUUCAUUCCUGGAAUGUACAAGUUGCGAUUUGAAACUGGCCAGUAUUUUGAGGGUCUGGGUCAGACAUGUUUUUACCCAUAUGUUGAGGUUGUCUUCACCAUAACUGAUCCAAGUCAGAAGUUUCAUUUGCCCCUGCUCCUCAGCCGUUUCUCCUACAGCACCUACAGGGGGAGCUAGAGACAUGCUUCUUGUGGCUACAACCUAUGGACUGAACUUCACAGCUUCUGAUUUCUCUUUACUGUAUUUUUUCUUGGGUCUGAAAUAUGCCACUAGCUCACUUUUGUCAGUCCUUAUUGACAGCUUCUGUAAUCUUAGCUAACCAUUGAAGGAUUUUCUGUUACAUUUCAGACCACACUGUAGGUGUCAUUAUGCAAAGAAUUUUAUUAAAACCUGCUAAAAUAUUACAUGUGGAAUUACAGAAUAUUACUAUGUGCUUAUAAUGUGCAAGUGCAGUAACAGAAAUGAAAGAAAGUCCUUCCUGUUCACAUUUUGACUGUGCACAAGUUUGCUUGCAUCAUAACAUUGGUGUUCAUGCUAAUGGCUAAAUGAUGAUUUUCAAGGGCCCCUUCAAAACUUCAGGGAUUUGCACCCCAGCAGCAGUGUUACACAAGGCAAAGGGACUUUCUGUUUUCAGCUUGUGUGUUUGUGAGUUUGAGCAUGAGGUCACCCUAAAAAUGGUAUUCCAAAAUACACUAAGGUAAAAUGGCUCAACACAGCUCAUAAGAUAAAGCAUAAUCUUUGUCCUGUUUAGUAAUUUAGAUCAGUGUUUGUAUGACCAGCAUCACUGAAAGGAG